CGGUUGCUCCGAGGAGUGCCUCAAGAAACACGGGUAAAUUGACCGUUUGCGCCAGCUCACUUCACCUGCUUCGGCUUGCUCUACCACCUUGCUACAAUGUUGUCCCGUACUGGCCGGUCGCUGACGAGCAGCGUCGGGCGUCGGGCUUUCUCGCAAUCCGCGGCGCGGAAGAGUUAUGAUGAUACCAUCGCGAAUUUGCGCAUACACAAAGACACCAAGGUCCUAUGUCAGGGCAUGACAGGAAAGACUGGUACUUUCCAUGUCCGAGAGGCUUUGGCGUACGGAACGAAGAUGGUGGGCGGUGUGUCUCCUAAGAAAGCCGGGCAGACGCAUCUGGGUUUACCCAUCUUUGGCUCGGUGAAGGAGGCGGUCCGGGAGACGCAACCAGACGCGACGGUUCUAUACGUUCCUCCACCUACUGCAGCCGACGCCAUUCUUGAAGCCAUCGAGAACGAGAUUGGUCUUAUUGUGUGCAUCACCGAAGGCAUCCCACAAGCGGAUGAGAUAAAGGUCAUGCAUGCGCUGAGGAGUCAGUCAAAGUCGCGUUUAGUUGGACCCAAUUGCCCUGGUAUCAUCAACCCGGAGGGGUGCAAAAUGGGCAUCCAACCAGGUCAUAUCCAUAAGCCUGGCAAAAUUGGAAUUGUCUCCCGCUCCGGUACUUUGACGUACGAGGCUGUGGCUCAGACUACCGAUGUUGGAUUGGGCCAGUCCUUAUGCGUUGGCGUCGGCGGUGACCCAUUCCCUGGAACCAAGCAUGUCGAUGUCAUCAAGGUGUUCCUUGACGACCCCAAGACUGAGGGUAUCGUCAUCAUCGGUGAAAUCGGUGGUAGCAUGGAGGAAGAAGCUGCGGAGUACCUGGAACAAUACAACAAGACUCGCAGUAAUCCAAAGCCCGUAGUCGGCUUUAUUGCUGGCCGCACAGCGCCUCCAGGUCGCCGAAUGGGACAUGCAGGUGCAAUUAUCGCUGGCGGCAAAGGAGCCGCCGGAGAUAAGAUUGCGGCCCUGCAGAAGGCCGGGGUGAACGUCGUAGACAGUCCUGCAAUGAUCGGUCCGAAGAUGCUCGAGAUCAUGAAGGCGGCAGGCUUGGCCUAAACACUUAGAACACUCACGGGGUCUGAAUACUCUAUAUGCUCUGGAUUCUUGUUGUACCCAAUGCCUUCCCGUAAUAUACCACGCCGUUGGGCCAUUCCUGAGGCUGCGGAGCAAAUUAGGAUUGCUAGUCGAGUUCAUACAUUUGGUACAACUACACGACCGGACCAAGAAUAAUCUUACUGUCUAUUAGUUUCAUGUCUCACGUCUCUUCGACCUUGGGUUCGGGAUUCAUGUGACCAGAUUCAGGCGCUACACCUCCCGCAUCGAACCCUAAGGCUCUAGUGAUGUCUUCCACAUGUUCAUCAUAAAAUUGGAUCCAACUUGCAGACGUUCGACAAGGUGCUUGAUUCUCCAGCCUCUGGAACGUCUGCUCUUCGCUUUCAUUAGGAUCAUUGGUCAUCAAAAAAUGCACCAGAUAGUUGAGCUCUUGGUGGUAUAUAUCAUCUGCAGAUCCACCAGCUUGGCUAACUUCCCCGCCACCGCCUCCAGUACCAUGGGACACACCAUCCGGAGUAGGAGCGUCUGCAGCACUUUGCGGCUGCAUACGUGAGGCGGAAACCCGCUUUCUGACGGAGUCAGUCCACGCAUUCAUCCUACCGACAACGGUGCUCCAAGAGCUAGGCGUGUGAUUGGGCAUCUUCGCUGCCAGCUUUUGGGCAAUUCGCGUCCCGCUCGUAGUAGGAUCCCUCGUCAGGCACAGCUCAAUGUAAUCCCUCGCAUACUCUCGCUCUUCGUCUGUAAACAGAUACUUCCCAGUGGGAAGCAGGAUGGUAUUAGUAGGGGGCGGCGGGGAAUCCCCUACGCCUCCUCCGUCGUCGUCACCCGAAACCGGGACUAUCCUCGUCCUCCUCGUCCUCUUAGCCGAGGCAGCCUUGCUCUUCGCAGGCGUCCCCUUCCCGUUAGCCUUGGUCUUGUUCUUCGCCUUCUUCCGCCUGCGUUUCGGGUCCGGAUGCUCGAGGAUGUAGUUCUCAGGAUCGAGCAGCGCGUUCUCUUCGACGCAGUCCAGGACAAACGUAGGCUGGACGGGAACCUUGCCGUUGGCCUCCGUGCUGUCGUACAGAGCGUUGAAUGUCUUGGAGCGCGUGUACAGGAUAAUAUAGUCCGCGUUUUCGAUGUCCGGUGUGAUCUUUCCACCGUUCUUCUUGAUGGCCUGCAAUACUUGCAUCCGAUUUUUGAGGUCCACCUGCACGUGAAAGAGGAGAGGCUCUCCAGCGUCCGAGAUGAAGAUUUCACCAGGUCUCCGGUGAGAAAGGAUCGUCCGCCGAGGUGGCGACCCUCGCGACGACGAGGCUGUCUGGCUAGGCUGUGAGAGGUCGGGAGUCGCGUCCCUAUGCGAGUCAGCGGGCUCCUUACCCUUCGAUCGCAUAGGGGUCGAAACAGAGGCAGCAGACGCUGACGGCGAGGGCGAAGGUGAAUAGGAAGAAGGUGACAAGGAGGGCGGCGUUUUGCGUUUAUGAGAUGACGAAACGGGUCUAGAGAAGGGCGAUUGCGCAUCUCUCGAGGUCUGCGAAGACG
Molecule: messenger RNA, 2607 nt
Organism: Gloeophyllum trabeum ATCC 11539
Lineage: Eukaryota; Fungi; Basidiomycota; Agaricomycetes; Gloeophyllales; Gloeophyllaceae
Product: succinyl-CoA-ligase
Exons: 12
Coding region: 97-1092 (331 amino acids)
Biological process (GO): tricarboxylic acid cycle
Cellular component (GO): succinate-CoA ligase complex (ADP-forming); mitochondrion
Molecular function (GO): succinate-CoA ligase (ADP-forming) activity; succinate-CoA ligase (GDP-forming) activity
Source: RefSeq, a predicted model, not a curated record